AAUGCGAAGGGACUAUUUUUGACUGAUUCACUGAAUAUUUCUAACAUAAUGAGCACCGGAAAUUAUCAGUCAACCGAUAAUCGUUACAGGGAUGCCGCCGAUGUACCACUCUUUGGUGAUCACCAACAGCCUAGAGACCGUAUGAUUAAUUUGGUUGUAGGAGUAUUCACAAGUAUUGUUGUAGCGGUAACCCUCAUCAGCGCAUUUAUUUUCCCAAGUUUUCCUCCAAAUGGAAUCAAUGUCUUCUUUGCCAUCAUUAUUGUGAUGAUAUGUGGAUCUCAUUUACUUUUGAUUUUCUGGUACAGACAAGGAGAUUUGGAGCCAAAGUUUCGUCGAAUGAUUAUUUACAAUGCCUUUACCAUAAUCCUACUGUGUGUUUGUGGAAAUCUGUAUUUUCAUAACAUUCUGAGGAAACAAAGCUCAUGAUGAAUAUUUUGUUUGGUUUGUUUGUUCGUUUUGUAAGAUACGGUCAGAGGAGUUAAAAUAAAUGCUGUUUAAUGCAGAGAACAUGUAUACACCUAGAGUCUUUAAUUAAAGAUAUGUUUUAUAUAAAGAAAAGGGUUUUCAUGUGUGCCAUAAGUAUAUUUUGUGAUAUUUCAGGUGAAGGUGAGCAAUAUUUAGAUCAUUUUGUAGUAAUCCUUUGGACACCUUUUCAUUUUCAUCUAUGCUGAAGUAUCAGAAGUUGUUUAGAUGCAGCACUUGUAUGUACAAAGCAUGGUUAUUCUGAAAAUAUACCAAGUUGAACGUAUAUACUUCUGUUGAUAUAAAGAUGUGUAGAAAUUAGAUUUAGUUAAGUUGUAGAUUUAAACAUUAUAGCAGUUUUUGAGGCAAAGUUUGUUAUCACACUGUAGUUAAUUUGUUUUGGAUUUUAUUUUCACUUGAUCCUUAUCCUUCUGUAAAAAAAAUAAAUAACACUCAUAAUAUCAUGUGUUACUGUGGAGAUCACUAAUUUUGGUUUAAUUUUCAUUGUUUUCAUGGCGUGAAGAGACCCACAAAUUCAUGUCCAUCAGAAAUGUAAAAUUUCAUGUACAUCACUACUCAACACUUCUCUUACCAUGAAAUCAAAUCCCCACAAAUCAAUAUUGUUCCCUCAAACCUUGAAAAUUUGCCCCCCCCCCCCUUGAAAAUAUGUGAUUUUAUAGUUUACCAUAUAGAGGGUUUCUUUAGCGGCUGUAUAAUUUGGCAUUUUGCAUGCUUAAAGGUAUGCCAAUAAUUUUAGAGGAAUUAUUUUUGGCAGAUCCAAAGUUCCUUAAUUUAUAGCCCUAUAGUUCUAUGAUAAAUACAUUGUAGCAUAAUUUUUAGUCGCUUAACGGAAAAGUUCUUAGGUACCCUAAGUAUAUGUAAAGAAACACAGGAAACAAUAAUUUAGUAUUUCAAUUAGAAUUUCAAAAUCAUUCAUAUUAUGAAUUACCAACGUUUUUCAGUACAUUUAAUUAUGAUUUAUGCAAAAGUUCAAGUAAAACAGAAGAUUAGACUGAUCAAAGUUAUCUUUCUUGCAUUCUGUACUUUUGCACAAGAUUUCAGAUUUAGUGAUUAAAAUUUUAGUGGGCUAAGUACCAAACUGCUAAACUAAGGCAAAGUUAGAUCCCUGCUUUAAAAAUCUUGCUAUGCAGUAUCAUUUGAAAUGUUUAAUUGCUGUUUUAUAUUGUAAAAGAGGAUCCUUAACUUUAUCUUAGGGUUUUGAGAUUAAUAAGUGCUGUAUGAUAUUUGAAUACU
This is a messenger RNA of Saccostrea echinata, 1716 nucleotides long. RefSeq names its product transmembrane protein 243-like. The record is from RefSeq and is a predicted model, not a curated record. The transcript has 4 exons. Bases 49 to 426 code for a protein of 125 amino acids. NCBI's taxonomy places the organism in Eukaryota, Metazoa, Mollusca, Bivalvia, Ostreida, Ostreidae.